Messenger RNA from Dictyostelium discoideum AX4, 129 nucleotides. RefSeq lists its product as hypothetical. The transcript has a single exon. The coding region runs from base 1 to 129 and encodes 42 amino acids. The record is from RefSeq and is a predicted model, not a curated record. Lineage: Eukaryota; Evosea; Eumycetozoa; Dictyosteliales; Dictyosteliaceae.
AUGAAAAAAGCUUGUCAACCUUGCCCAGACAAAAUACCAUGUCUUUUAAUUUAUAGAGAAUGUAAUUUCGGAGAGCAACCAACUGGAUGUUGUCCAUGUCAAACUAAAAACAUAAAUUUAAAAUUAUAA